AUGUGUUUAUUCCGUUAAUAAUGAUAGCCAUCAUUUAGUUUUUUAAAAAAAUUAAUCAACUUAUGCACGCUAGCUGAUCCCAUCUAUUUUCUAUGUAUACAGAGAGAGAGACAACCACAAUAAAAUACAUAUAUCAACGUUCAAGUUUGAGCAAAACUCAUCGAUCUGGCACAAAAUGGGAAACGUCAUCAGCGGGCGCGGAACUAAACAGAAACAGAGGCGUUGGCCGAAGAGGAUCAUACUGGUGCGCCAUGGUGAGAGUGAAGGUAAUCUAGACAAAAGUGUUUAUAGAGACGUACCUGAUCAUAGAGUCCAACUCACAGAGAGAGGCAAAGAACAAGCGAAGAAAGCUGGUGAGCUUAUCCGCAGCGUGGUUGGACAGUACUGCAAGAUCUAUUUCUAUGUAUCUCCCUUCUUGCGCACUCGUGAGACACUGAAAGAGAUAGGUGCGGCGUUUUCUAGCACCGAAAUCACCGGGGUAAGAGAAGAAUGUAGGUUGAGAGAAAUGGACUACUCCAAAUUUCAGAAUACAGAGAAGAUGCCGGAGUAUAAGAAGGAAAGAGAGAGAUAUGGGAAAUUCUUCUACCGGUUCCCCAGUGGAGACUCCGCCGCCGAUGUGUACGAUCGGAUUUCCGGUUUUGUGGAAUCGCUAUGGAGAGAUAUAGAGAUGAACAAAAUACCUGAGAGUAGUGAUAACGACAACCUAAAUAUUGUUAUAGUUAGUCACGGACUUACCAUUCGAAUUUUGCUCAUGAGAUUGUUCAGCUGGACAACAGAACAAGUGGAAAGCUUAACAAGUCCAGAAAAUGGGGAGGUUCGAAUCAUGGAAUUAACAGGAGAUGAUGAGGAGUACAGUCUUGCAUUACAUCAUGAUGAUCAAACACUUGAGAAAUGGGGACUAUCCCCUCAAAUGAUUGUUGAUCAAAAGAAGAGGGCGUACGGUCCCAAGGUUGUUGACCAUCUCACUAGUUACUUUGAUCUCUUGCCACAUAUCAAUCUCGACUUUGGAAAAAAAUAACUCAAUGUUUUUAUUUGCUUUUGAUUGGAUACUGUGAUUUCUUUGUUUCUGUGGCGUAGUAAAAUUGAAAUUUCUUAUGCUGUCA
Messenger RNA from Capsicum annuum, 1103 nucleotides. RefSeq names its product phosphoglycerate mutase-like protein AT74. Bases 176 to 1018 code for a protein of 280 amino acids. The transcript has 2 exons. Gene Ontology annotation, molecular function: phosphatase activity. The record is from RefSeq and is a predicted model, not a curated record. NCBI's taxonomy places the organism in Eukaryota, Viridiplantae, Streptophyta, Magnoliopsida, Solanales, Solanaceae.